Messenger RNA from Passer domesticus (house sparrow), 5138 nucleotides. RefSeq names its product dpy-19 like C-mannosyltransferase 3 (gene DPY19L3). Gene Ontology annotation, cellular component: nuclear inner membrane. Lineage: Eukaryota; Metazoa; Chordata; Aves; Passeriformes; Passeridae. The transcript has 19 exons. Bases 222 to 2426 code for a protein of 734 amino acids. Gene Ontology annotation, molecular function: mannosyltransferase activity. The record is from RefSeq and is a predicted model, not a curated record.
GCCGGGGGCCGGGCCUGUGACGGGCGCCUGUGCCCGCCCCGGCUCUCGGUCUCCGCCCGGCAGGGCCGAGCGCCCGGCGCCGCGCCCGCCCCUUCCCCUUUCCCUUCCCCUUUCCCUCCGCGUUCCCCGUCCCUGCCCGCGGCGGGGCCCGGGCGGCUCCGCAGCAGCACAGCGGCCGCAGGAGUCAGGCUGAAGAAUAAUGAAUUGAAGUGACGGACACCAUGACAACCGUAAGACAGAGAAGGGUUGGAAAAGGCACAGAAGUAGCUGAAGAUCAGCCUUCAGAGGAGACAAAUGCGAAGCCUGAUGGGAAAAUUCUGCCUGAUCCUCCAGGUGGAAAGCUGUGGAGCAUACUCUCAAUAACUGUUGGUGGAAUUGUUGCCAUCUCUCUUGGACUUCUUACUUCUGUGUAUGUGGCUACACUGCAUGAGAAUGACCUGUGGUUUUCCAAUAUCAAGGAGGUUGAAAGAGAAAUUUCAUUCAGAACCGAGUGUGGACUUUAUUAUUCCUACUACAAACAGAUGAUUCAGGCUGCUUCCAUUCAGCAAGGUUUACAUGGUUUAGUAUAUGACAAUAAAACUGAAUCUGUGAGGACAAUUAACAUACUUGAAAGAAUGAAUGUUUACCAGGAGGUGUUUCUCAGCAUUCUGUAUAGGAUUCUUCCAAUUCAGCAAUACCUAGAGCCUGUUUAUUUUUAUAUCUACACUUUGUUUGGACUUCAGGCAGUUUAUGUCAUUGCUCUCUAUGUAACAAGCUGGCUUCUUAGUGGAACAUGGCUUUCAGGGUUGUUGGCAGCUUGCUGGUAUAUUACAAACAGAGUAGAUACUACAAGGGUAGAAUUCACCAUUCCUUUAAGGGAGAACUGGGCACUGCCAUUCUUUGCUGUUCAGAUAGCAGCCAUCACAUACCUACUCAGAACUCAUUUACAGCCUGCUCAAGAAAGGCUCACACUCAUGGCAGUAUUCAUAGCAACGUUUCUCUUUAGCCUGACUUGGCAAUUUAACCAGUUUAUGAUGCUGAUACAAGCAUUGGCAUUGUUCAUACUGGACUGCUUGGACAUGCUUCCCACAGCAAAGGUUACAUGGCUCUAUAUCAUUCAGAUUUCUGGGCUACUGCUGGUCUGUGUCCUACAGUUCUUCAAUUCUAUGAUUCUUGGGUCAUUACUUAUAAGUUUUAAUGUUUCUGUCUUAAUAGCAAGAACAAUCCAGAAAAACCUAAAAAAGGGUGGCUUGCUUAAUAGGCUUGGGAAACUUAUCCUCCAUGUUCUACUAGUUUUGUGCUUGACUCUCCUAAUAAAUAAAUUCAUUAAGAAAAUUCUUAAUCUUGAGUCAGAUGAGCAUAUAUUCAAAUUCCUGAAAGCAAAAUUUGGAUUUGGAGCAACAAGAGAUUUUGAUGCUAACCUGUAUCUUUGUGAAGAAGCCUUUGGUUUGCUACCUUUAAAUACUUUCUCAAGACUCUCCAGUACAUUACUUUUUUACAUCUAUGGAUUUGUUCUCUUCCUUCUGACAGUAGCAGCUGUAAUUGUUGCCUUUCGGAACCUCAGUGGUUCAAAUCAAGUCCGUUUUAAGGACAAAAUGGAAGAAUAUACAGUGACACUGAAGCCUGAUGCUGCCUACAGCUUAGCUCACACAGUUCUUUUUGGAUGUCUGGCGUUAAGCACAAUGAGGAUGAAGUACCUCUGGACAUCCCACAUGUGUGUUUUUGCAUCCUUUGGCCUGUGCAGUACAGAGGUUUGGAAACUCAUCCUGAAGUGUCUCCAUCUCUACACAUCCCAGAGGACACAGGUGAUUAAGUAUUCUAUACCAAUAAUUACAUUACUGUACAUCUCAUUUAAGUUCUGGCCAGGAAUAAUGGAUGAACUAUCAGAGCUGAGAGAAUUCUAUGACCCAGACACUGUGGAGCUGAUGAACUGGAUUAACAUUGAAAAAAUGCCCCUGCAGAGACUUCCUCAGACUUAUCACCGUUUGUUCAGGUCAAACACUCCAAACACAGCAGUGUUUGCUGGGAGCAUGCAGCUGUUGGCAGGAGUCAAACUGUGCACUGGACGCACCUUAACCAACCAUCCCCACUAUGAGGAUAAGAAUCUGAGAGAGAGAACAAAGCAGAUCUACCAGAUCUAUGCCAAGCGCUCUCCCGGUGACGUGCACGGCAUCCUGCGCUCCUUUGGCACGGACUACGUGAUCCUGGAGGACAGCAUCUGCUACGAGAGGAGGCACAGCCGGGGCUGCCGCCUGCGCGACCUGCUCGAUGUAGCCAACGGCCACAUCAUGGAUGGCUUGGGAGAGAAUGAACCUGAUUUGAAACCUUCAUUGUAUCCUCGCUUCUGUGAGGAGAUUAAGAAAAACCUUCCUUCUUACACCAUGCACUUCACCAGGGUGUUUCAGAACAAAACAUUCCACGUUUACAAACUUGCCAAGCAUAAAUAACAUUUCUAACCAUGACUUCAAGUUCAGUAUUUCACUGCUAGGACCACAUUAGGAAAUGCAGAUGAAGUUUACAAACAGGUUACAUUUGUAAGACAUUUUACACCGAUGUUUUUUUGUUUAAUUACUGUGAUUCUUUUUUUAGACAGUUUAAUUUUGAUAACAUUAUUGAUGUUGCCAAAAUUUUCAUAAAUUCAUAAAUAAAUGCUAGCAGGGACCAUUUUGAUUUAAAUUCUGACCCUCAGAAUACUUAGGUUGUAAUUGUUUUCCAGUUUCAAUUGAUUGGAAGACAAGGGCAGCAGCCUGUGAAUCUGCUCAACAGUUCAGAUUUUCCUCUCCAGUUACAGAAAUUCAGUGAAAGCAGCCCAUGCUGCUCCUGCCCUGAGUAAGCAUUGCCUUUGUGAAUCCUAAAAAUAGUCACAAAAUGAAGUUUUGUCUUACAGUCUGAUGCUUUUUGACAGAUCCUUGUGCUCUUUCAGUGCCUCUUUUUUGAAUUUUUUGGGAAUGUAUGCGGCUAUGAGUUUCCAAUUUUGUGAGUAUGAUUGCAGAGUCAGUGAGUGCGGAUUAAGCAAACAAUUUUGAAGAAAAAUAAUCUUUGGUCCAGCAUUUUUAGUGAUCAGAAACAAACUGGUUUAUAACAUUAAGUAUUUAAUGAUGGAGUGUUACGUAUUUUUAGUGAGAAAAAAGGCUGGAGCAUGCUUGAUACAUGUUGCAUGUUUGUAUCCUUGUAAAAUGCUUAGAACAAACAAAAAUCCAAAUUUCUCAGUUUGGAUUUUCAGAACACUUUUCUGUAUAUAUUUUCUGAACUACAGGGGAUCCUUUCUCUCCUCAUGUGAAUCCCACUAGGAUAGCAAAAUUGGACAAAAGCAAAACUCAUCUCUAAAGCAGCAGGAAAUCAGUAUUUCAAAUACAUUCAGAUAGCAGAGCUUUGUUUUGUAUUAUUUCAGACACAGAGCUCUAUAUUUUAGCACAAAAUCACUGUGUCCUUGUUCUUUAGCCUAAAACAGAGACUAACAGUAUUUUAAAAUGAUGUGGAAGAUUAAGUGAAGCCAGACCUCAAUGCUGAGAAUUUUGUGAUUUGUUUGUAUCCUUUGUCUUUUUACCAGCCUGAACUUUGUGAUUUGUAUCAGAUUUCUAAAUGUUAUGAAGGUACCACAUGACUUUUGCCGUGUUUUUAGCACUGCUUUGGUUUUAGAUUGAAAUCAAAAAUAAAUUUGGAAGUCUCACAGUACUCUCCAUCUUGAAUUAGACAUCCACUAGGCUCAUUUGUUUGUUACAAAAAACAGAAUUGUAAUAAUCAAGUGCCUCUAGGCCCAGGUUGAAUUAACAUUUGAACACCUAUAAGACUGUUUGUGGCCUGUGCAAAUAACUCAGUUAUAGUAAUUACCACUGCAAUUAAUUUCUAAUGAUGGGAAACUUAAAGUGCUACAGAUAGCAAACUCCACAUUUAAUUUAAUCAAGAUGUGUAAUGAGAUUAGCUGUCACAACUGAGCUGGGCUCCAAUUCCAAAUGAUUUAAGUGUUUUCCCUUUCAGUUGUUCCAAGGUAAAUUACCAAAGAGAUGGAGAUGGUUAUGUCACAUGCUCAAACAAUUUUAUAUUCAGUAAAUACUCAUUAAACAAUGUUAACAUCCUUUCUCUGUGGCACAGAAGGCUGUGCUGUAGCCAGGCUGUGUUAAAUCACACACUGACAGGAGCUGGGCUGUUACACUGAGCAGCUCAAACUCCUGAGUAAUUCUUAGCCUGUAUCCUUUAAUGAGGUUGGAGACCACUGCAGUUUAACAUAAUACAAUAAUAAAACAUUUUAAUCAGUAUUAAAACUUUAAUUAGGCCUGUAAUGAUGCAUGGUUCUUGCUGCAAGCCUGGGUCAGUGAAUCCCUCAGUGAGUGCUUUCAGUAACUGAAAACAAGCACACAAAAGGUAAAAGAUGUCUGGGCUGUAUGGCAUGUUCUAGAAUGCAACUGGAUCUUUCUGGAAAGGUGCAGUGACUUUCCUUUGGUGGAGGGGAGGCAUUCCCAGGCCCAGUGAUAGCCUGUUUUCUUCAGAAUUUACUUGUAGGUAACAGCUGAGACUAAGAAAUCCUGACUGAAACAGUAAUUAUUUUUAAACAAACUUAUUUCAACAAUGCAGUUUCUAAUCUUGCCAAAGGAGAAACUUAACAUUUUCAUAGAAACUACCAAGUGCAAUCUGGUUUGUUUGGGGUUUUUUUGCACAGAAAGAUGCAUUAUGAGAGAUUAUCAGGAAGGUUUAACACUAAGGGUUAUUCCAGGGCCUGCAGUGCAGCAUUCAGACACCAACCUGCUUCAAAGUGUAAAUCCAGGGGCCAAGGGCCAAAAGCAGUUCCCAGCUCCGAGGGAGCAGCUCCUCCCUGCCCCUGCUGGAGAGGAGCCUGGGGGACAGGGGCUGCUCCUCCACUCCUGAGGUGCCCCAGCAGUGGCCAUGGCAGGCACAGGCUCCUCCCGUGUGCUCCUUGGUGGCCACAAGGACUUCGUGCUGCAUGUGAUCAGUGGGAUUGUGGUUUAAAUUGCAGAGACAAAAUGCUGUCAAGGAGCCAGGACUUUUUUAGGAGAGAAAAGCCUUUGAGAUCCAUAAGUGUAUUUUAAUUUCUUGUUUCAGUGUUCUGCUGGUGGGAUCUAACAUAGUUAUUUUAUAAUAUGUUGUUGUAAAGAGAUGUAAUGACUAUUGUAUACUAAAUAAAUUGUGUAAUUUGAAAGUCA